CUGGGAAGAAGAAGGAGCAGGUCCAGCCAAGCGACAGAAUGAGAAGCCCCCUUCCGCUGCUCUUUGUCCUUCUGGCGCUGCUUGCUGUGUUUGCACGAGCUCAAGAUGCCCCAAAGGAGAACCUGGUGGCCAAAGUGCAAGUCUUUACCCAGCAAGCCAUCCAAAAGACCCAGGAGCGCUUUACCACCCUCCGAGAGUCGGAGGCAGCCCAGCAGGCCAGGGAAUGGAUCACUAAUGGCUGGGCAAAUGCAGUUCAAUACUUGGGCCGUGUAAAGGAGAAGAUUACCACCUUUUUGAAGACGCCGGCGCCUGCAGCAUGAUGGAAUUUUGAUUCCACACAAUUCCAGGAGAUCUCUCGCCCUUUCCAGUACAGCAGCAGGGUGCUAAAGUUGUCCUCAGUGAUGGGCAAGGAUUUCAACAUUUGCCACUGUUUCUCCUUUUCCCUGCCCUGCCUAGUCACUCCUUCAUUCCCUCCUUCCCUCAGACAUCUCAAUGUUCAUUAAGCAUGGCGCUUCCCCCCAUUAAAUCUUGCAAACCCUU
Molecule: messenger RNA, 540 nt
Organism: Lacerta agilis (Sand lizard)
Lineage: Eukaryota; Metazoa; Chordata; Lepidosauria; Squamata; Lacertidae
Product: apolipoprotein C-III-like
Exons: 4
Coding region: 39-320 (93 amino acids)
Biological process (GO): lipid transport; lipoprotein metabolic process
Cellular component (GO): extracellular region
Molecular function (GO): lipid binding
Source: RefSeq, a predicted model, not a curated record